AUGCCACAGUCCUUUUCCUUUGUCAACUUUGAUGGGCCGAACCUCGUCCCCGAUGCGCAGGUUCGGCGGCGCAUCCGGCAGCAGGCGAUGAGAGACACCGCAGUGGCCCGGAAACAGAGAGGCGAUUAUGGCAAGCAUAACAUGAGGCAGUAUCCUGUCUUUAUAAGUCAGGCCGACGGCUCUAAGGUUGCGAAGGAUAUCCCCGACUCAAAUGAACUACAGCGCAUUCGCCAAUCUAUAGAUCUCUACGUACCGUUUUCCUUACAGGAUCCCAGGAUGCCCAAAGAAUUUUCCUUACUUCUUAAUCUUAUGCCGCUGACUGGUCUUCGUCUUGGUGUUGGCACCCUUUCUCACUAUCUCUACGAGCCAACUCAGCCCAAAGACGCCAUCGUAACAGCACAGGCCUCGAGCCAGAGGCUUCUAUCCUUCAUUCCAAGCCGAUAUGGACAUGUGCAGCUACUUCGCCACGCAACGGAUAGUGUCAUUGCGAAGCUCCAGUACCUUUCGCAACUAGAGGAAAACAGAUCGCCAAAAGGGGACUUGAAAGCGCUGAUGCACUAUCAGAAGGCGCUUCAAGCGCUUCAGGAAGCAUUACUGGAUGAACGCGAGUGGGCGAAGCCAGAAACACUUUGUGCGACACAGCUUUUAGGGAUCUUCGAGGCCUUGAAUGGAAAUGAGAAAGAUUCUUGGAUGCAGCACGUCGGUGGUGCAGCUAGACUCGUGGAAGCUCGAGGAGCUCACAUGUUCCAGUCGGAAUUUGAAAAGGCCCUGUUCUUGUCACAUAUUGGGCCAACGGUCAUGUCAGCAUUUCUGAGCAACACGCCCUGCUUCUUGGAACAAUCACAGUGGCAGGCCGUUAUUCGAGAAGCCGUCAACGAAGACGCGACUCUUUCAAACGACAAAGAAUUUGUUCUCGCACUAUGGGGCGGCCUUAUUGAGCUGCCCAGGCUCUUCAAAGACACCACGGCACUUCUGAUGGCGCCCUGUCCGCCUCCACAGAAAGUUGUUGACGAUCUCAUAGAGCGCUUAUUGGCAAAGCGUAAAAAUCUCAUGAUAUGGCUGACUUUACUAAGAAAGAAUCCUAUAGUCAAAGAUGGAGGGCUAGUAGAUGAUGAAAACGGCGUUCUCAUCUUUUCUCCAGAUUUUGACUAUAAGACUUUGGGACCCUGGUGUCUAACACGCAUAGGGCUGCGAGGCACUUACGCAGUGUGUCGAAUGGUCAAGUCACGGCUCUUGUACGCUCUGUCUCCUGAAAAAUUCCAGCAUCUGGAAAACGAAGCGCAGGAUAUAGCCCGCCGCAUUCUCAAUUUGCAGGAUGAUAUGGCAGCCGCCAAACAGUCAGCCUUGAUCUGGAAUCAGUUCAUGGCUCAGGGAAGCUGGAUUGCAAAGGGGAUUGUGGAAACAAAGGAUAUAUGGGGCGAGAAACCGCACAGAGAUGAAAGUAUGCUUGAGAAAUGGAAAUUUGAAAAGUGGAACAAGGUUAUAGGAAGGAAAAUAUCCUAG
Molecule: messenger RNA, 1503 nt
Organism: Trichoderma gamsii
Lineage: Eukaryota; Fungi; Ascomycota; Sordariomycetes; Hypocreales; Hypocreaceae
Exons: 3
Coding region: 1-1503 (500 amino acids)
Source: RefSeq, a predicted model, not a curated record